CAAGACUAUUGUUUUUAUAGCAAAUCUUUACUAUACCACUAUACACUUGUAUACAGACGAAGAGAAGAACGAAAUUUUGUUUUGAUAUUCUUAUUUUCAUUUAGAUAUAUAAAGAUCAAGGAAUUAUCAACUCAAAUUCCUCGGAGCCUUUUUUUAAUUUUGUCUGUUAUCAAUGGCCUCUGAAUGAUUGAUUGAUUUACGAAAAAAAGCUUUAAUUUUCUAUAUUGAUACUUUAACAAUUGGGUAUCAUAUUACGUAAUUUUCCAAGAAUUUUACGUAAUUUUCCAAGAAUGGACACAGCGUUUAACCAGGAUUCUCCUGAUAACUUGGUCAAGCAACGUUGGAAGUGUUUACAAAAUAACGAAAAAGUAAAGAAGAUGCAAGGUCUACUAAAAAGCUGCGAUGCUCGCGUGAAGUCAAAGUCGUACACCGCCGAGACCUGCAGCCAGGAGGUCAUCGACCUCAUGGAGGCUCUAGACCAUUGUGUUGGCAAUAGUGCCUUCAGGAACUUUGCUUAGCAAACUUCUUAACAUGCG
Molecule: messenger RNA, 536 nt
Organism: Bicyclus anynana (squinting bush brown)
Lineage: Eukaryota; Metazoa; Arthropoda; Insecta; Lepidoptera; Nymphalidae
Product: cytochrome b-c1 complex subunit 6, mitochondrial-like
Exons: 3
Coding region: 291-518 (75 amino acids)
Source: RefSeq, a predicted model, not a curated record